AUGGCGGCACUACUCCAUAGGAAAUUGAUGUUCAGCGACGAUGGAGCCAUUAGCGAGGAACCGUGCAUACGACCCUGCAGUUAUCCGACAUCGUACCACGACACUAUCAUCUGUCCCGCAGAAUGCUUUGACGUCUGUCCUUCAAUCUGUGGCGACACCAGUCCGCCGCCAAUCGUCGACCCCCACCCCAAUGCUCUCUACAUCAUCGUUUUUCUCCCCGUGAUCAUGACCACCGUUUUGGUAUGCGGUUGCCUCUCCAUCUACCGGUGGACUGCCGGGCAAUCAUGGCCGCCGCCGCAGUUCGCCGGCGGGGAUGGUGGCGCGCGGUGGUAUGUCAGAACGCCCGGCGGCCUGCAUUCCUCCGUCAUCGACGCGAUCGCGGUUCGCAGGUACAGGAAAGGAGAAGGAGCGGUGGAGGGAUCAGAGUGCCCGAUUUGUCUGAGCGAGUUCCGAGAAGAUGAGAUUCUUAGGGUUUUGCCCAACUGUGAGCACGCUUUUCACGUGCCUUGUGUUGAUGCUUGGCUAAAAUCACACGCGAAUUGCCCCGUCUGUCGUGGUAGCGUUGUUGAGAGUAUUGAAAACUCCGAUGUUACCCCACCGGUGCUAGUUAUGAACAGGGAAUAUGGAGGAAUUCCAGAGAGUAAUGGACGGGAAAGAGAGGACUCGGAGGCUCAUGAACUGAGGAGUCGUGUCAAUGAGAAAGAAGACGAGUCAACGCAACAAAAUAUAGUGGCAAAGAACAAUAUUGUUGAACAUUCUUGA
Ipomoea triloba (trilobed morning glory) is the source of this 762-nucleotide messenger RNA. RefSeq names its product RING-H2 finger protein ATL54-like. Gene Ontology annotation, biological process: protein ubiquitination. The coding region runs from base 1 to 762 and encodes 253 amino acids. The transcript has a single exon. The record is from RefSeq and is a predicted model, not a curated record. NCBI's taxonomy places the organism in Eukaryota, Viridiplantae, Streptophyta, Magnoliopsida, Solanales, Convolvulaceae.